AUGAAUAAUCGAAGUAUUUUCACAUCAUCCAAUUCAUCUUCUAUUCAACAAUCAUUUUCAAAUUUACCAACUAUUCUUCGAAAUUUUAUUAUCGAAAAUAAUUUUAUUAGCGAUAAAACCGAUAGAGAAGAUCAACAAUCAUCACUUCAAUCUAUGUCUCGUUCAAAUUUAAAUCAUUCGGAUGAUAAAAGAGAUGAUAUUUUUGUGAUGAACGAUAACAAUAAGAGUAUUGUUCAAAUACCACCAACCUCAUUGUUCAGAAGAACACAGUCAGAUGAAUAUACAAGUGAUCGAUCAGAACAAGAUACACAACCAAUAGUGUUCAGUGCUAUUCGUUCAGCCGCAAAUCGUCAGGCAACAAAUAGUAAUAAUGACGAUACGAAUGAUUUUCGUGAUAAUCAAUUAUUUAAUUAUGACGGUAAUGAAGAUAUUCCAACAUCACCAGACGAACAACUUGCACGAACUAUGCAACAACAAGAAUGGGAACAAGAUUAUUAUGAUGAUACACAAAACGAUCAUCGUAAACAACCACAGCCGAAUGAUGAAAAUAAUCGUAAUCCAUCACCAACAUUAGCAGCAGCUUUGUAUCAAUCAUUGACAGGAACGAAUGAAGACAAUGACUUUAUUCUAGCUGAACAAUUGCAGCAACAAGAAACGGCAUCAAAUAAUUUUCUUCCAUUUUUUAAUCCAAGCAAUAACAACGAUGAGGGCAGUGAUACUGACAAUUUUGCAGAAGCUCGAGCAAUGCCUUUAAAUAUUCUAAUGAGACGGAUGAUACAACAUGAUCGUUCUAAUCGAGUUAGACGUCCAAAUGGAAAUAAUGUGAGAAAUUUACAACAAUUUCAGGGUGAUUUUAGCUCAGAAGAUUAUGAGACAUUAUUACAAUUGGAUGAAAUAACAGGAGCAAAUAAACAAAAAUUGAACAAAAAUCAAAUAAAUCAGAUUUCAACAGAUAAAUUUAAUAAAUCAUCAUCUUCACAGUCUGCAUCUAAACAACUGCAUUCACUCAUGAGGCAAGAUCUUCAGAUGCCCUACUCCGGUUUUAAUGAUAUUAUGCCAGUUAAUAGAGGAAAUCUACUGACAUUUCAACAAUGUGGCUGUAGUGUAACACUAAGUCUCGAUCGUAUGGGACGAGAAGCUCGGUAUAAGGAAACAGCCGAACGUAUAGAUAAACUAAGCGGUCGUGAUGUUUGGAAAUCAGAUAUUGUUAAAAAAAAUUUGUCAGUUUUAAUAAAUGAUAUUUUAUUAGAAUGCUAUUUUCGUCCGUUGGAUAACACUUUUGGUGAUGGCUAUCAGAAUAACCUAGCAGCUGCUAAAGUUCCCACAGCUGAUUACAAUCAUAUUGUACCCGCAGAUAUUGAUUAUACCACAGCCUUUCCCACGGCUAUAGGAGUAUUAUACAAUGAUACAGAUCAAACACAUGUAGUUUAUAAUGCUGUCUUUACAUUGAUUGGUUUUAUUGAUUUUAUAUUGUCUAAAUACAAAAUUCAAAAACAAUUUGCCUCAGGUUCUCUCUGUAGUAAUCCUAAUAGCUUACCAUCAGUCGAUCCAGAUCUUUAUGGUCCAAAUGCUAGUUUAGAAAACAUGAAGGAUAAAAAUACAAUGAUCAAAUUAUGGCGCGGUUGGAUGUUGACAUGUUUGGAUACUCCAAGUUAUCUAUUAAUACGUUCAUUAGUUCGUCUAUUUGCAUACACUCGUGCAGCAUCUGGAAAAUCGGCUCUGCGCUUUUUACAUAGUUUAAAAACAUAUUUACCAAUGAUAAUGGAUGAUAAUCUAUUAUCGUUUAUUGUUGAUCACAGUAGUUUAAUAUUUGGCAUGAGCAACAAUGAUCAAGAUUCAGCAAACAAAAUGAUCCAGUAUUAUAAACAAACGUAUCAUUCUGAAAUGAGUAUACAUCUAUCGCUAUUUUAUAAUGAUACUGCUGAUUUGGCAUUAACAAGUGACGAUGCAAUUGCAUUACGUCAUGCAGUUGAUAAAACGCAAAAGUCAAAUCCGUUCAGACUCACACGCAUGAGAGGAAAUCCGUAUCGCGAACGAAGAGCAUUCAUUGAGUACAUGAAUUAUUAUUUAUCGACGCCAAUAAUUCCAGAAAAUGUGCUUUUGUCUAUGGUGGAAUCAAACGACCGGAAAAAAGUCGUAGAAGAAUCAAUAAAUCCAUUUUCGAGAAAUGCAGGUAUAUGGUACCAUUAUAGAUCACCACUGUUAUUAUUAUUUCUUUAG
This is a messenger RNA of Didymodactylos carnosus, 2220 nucleotides long. The record is from the annotation of a GenBank genome assembly. Lineage: Eukaryota; Metazoa; Rotifera; Eurotatoria; Philodinida; Philodinidae.